Molecule: messenger RNA, 632 nt
Organism: Cinara cedri
Lineage: Eukaryota; Metazoa; Arthropoda; Insecta; Hemiptera; Aphididae
Source: the annotation of a GenBank genome assembly
GUAUAUAUAUAAGUCGUUUCUCAGAGUUCCGCAUGUUUAUUUUCAGUCAGCCAAACUUUUGACAACCGAUCAUUCCGAAAUAGUUGACUAUCAUGGCACGUACCAAGCAGACUGCUCGUAAAUCGACCGGCGGCAAGGCCCCAAGGAAACAACUGGCCACCAAAGCAGCUAGGAAAAGCGCACCGGCAACCGGCGGAGUUAAGAAACCGCAUCGUUACCGUCCGGGAACUGUCGCUCUCCGUGAAAUCCGUCGUUACCAGAAGAGUACCGAAUUAUUAAUCCGUAAAUUGCCUUUCCAACGUUUGGUCCGUGAGAUCGCUCAGGACUUCAAGACCGAUUUGCGUUUUCAGAGUUCCGCCGUAAUGGCGUUGCAGGAAGCUAGUGAAGCGUACUUGGUCGGACUGUUCGAAGACACCAACUUAUGUGCUAUCCACGCAAAACGUGUUACCAUCAUGCCGAAGGAUAUUCAAUUAGCUCGUCGGAUUCGUGGCGAACGUGCUUAAUUAUAUUGAUGUGUUUCUAUAAUUAAUAAUAUUAUUAAAACGGCCCUUUUCAGGGCCACUAAUAUUGUGUAUACCAAGUGAUAAUUAAUUAUAUUAUUAUGAUUUAAUUUGUACAAAGAAAUUGUUAAU